GCUGCACUGCUGCCCAAACCCUAAGGACUUCAGAUCUUUCCUGCACAUACACAUGCUAGCUGGGGACUUUAGUACAUUCCAUAUCAGCCUGAGCCUACCAGUAGCGCCACAUUCACACACAGGAACCAGCAGGACUAUUCCAAGCCACAUACACACCUACAUACAGAAGGUGCCUAGCCAUUAACAGCUGGACUGACAGGAGAAUCUGGAUUACUUUGAUUUUGUGCCUCAUGACUACAAACUAUGUUACAACGUGUACCCCUUCUAUCUAACUAAACAAGCUCCUCUCAUACAUAAAAGAACCUUAGAUUAGAUUCAGCUACACCUUCAGCCACUCUUCUUGGAGGACACUCAGAACUUUAUCACAUCAGGAAAGGAUCCAACCAGCAGAGCACAGAAGUGAAGGGAUGGUAUAAGCUGUCACAGCGUGGGACAUGCUGCCCAUUCACAGGAUGGUGGUCUGUGACGUGUGGCACACGAAGAAUACCAAAGCAAAACAUUCACCAGCAAACUUAAAGACUCUUCAGCUAUUAUGUUAUUCGUUAUUUAUUUUGGCCAUUCCACAGAUAGCUCACACUGACAUUGCCGUUGCUAAAAAUUUUGAUGCUGUUUUCAAUCAACCUUGCAAAGACACAAUAACAACUGAUCUUAACGCAUCUUUACCUGCGUUCACCGUAUGCACAUACAUAAAACUGAACUCCUCUGGCCCUUGGACUGCAUUUACCUACAAUGUGACCACCUCUCCUGCAGACGGAUAUGAGAUUGGCCUGCUAGGUGACAGUGGCAGCAUCACUAUUUGGAUGUUUGGAUCUUAUAUAAGUAUACCUAAAACACUUAACUUACGUACUUGGUAUGAGGCAUGCAUUACCUGGGACAGUAAAACCAAAUUAAUGGAAUUCAUGCUUGAUCAUGCUAUGAUAAAAUACCAAAUUGUGGUAAAUGGCACCAAACUGUCUGGAAGAGGUACCAUAUCGCUCGGCUGCCCCCUGCCCCCAGAAAAAAACAACUCUGAAUCGAUGGGACUGAUUGGAGAAUUGUACAUGUUUAGGAUGUGGAGCAAAGCAGGCAAUUUCUCCAGCUGUGAUGAUGGCGAUGUGCUGUCGUGGAAUUCUAAUUGGAUCGGAAACCAAUUAGUAUUCCAAAAAAAAGGCCUCUCUUUGCCCUGUGCAAUAAAAAUCCUGGAUCUGCCUGCCAGAGACCCUCACACCAAAAGACCUCAGUUGGUCAAUGGUACCCCUCCUGAGCAAAAGCUAAUAGCAAUAAGCAAUAAUUCUGACCCUGCAGGGGCUGUGUUGACAUCAACAAUGACUAGCACAGCAAAACAAGACGUGAAUUUGACUUCAGCAACUUCAGCAACUUCAAGUACAACAAGCCUGAAGACAUCCCAAACAUCUGCCACAACAUCAAUGAUGGCUUCCACAGGAGAAAGUUCCAAAUCUACAAAGAAUGAUUCAACAGCUUCAUACAGUUCUUUUUCAGUAACUGGGAAUCUUUCUAGCACACUGAUUACAACUGUAUCCAACACGACACUUGCAGGUAAUGCUUCUAUUUCACCAGCAGCAACCAGUAUGGCUUCACCAGUGUCAGGAAAUAGUUCGGAACCCACAUUUUACAGCACCACAGUGCCAACAGGAGUUUUAUACUGUGCUGUCAAUACCAGUCUGGCAAAUAAUACUUCGGUUGAUGGGCAGUACUGCAAUGCCUCAUCCCUCUGCAACGGUUCAGCUAUCUACUCUGUGGUUUUUAAUACCACCAGUGAUGAUGAUUGUGACACAAUAAAAGCUACAUUACAGUCAUCAAUUUUCCCACAAAGCAGCACUGUGCCACCAACUCCAACAGCACAGUCAUCAACACAGUCAUCAACAUUCCAGACCUCGGCUACUGAAAGCACAUCGCAAAGUUUCCUGGGAAACAGCACUGUGCCUCCACCACAAUCUUCUACGUAUCAAGUAAAUGUAUCAACUCCUGGUUUUGCCACCAACAGUUCCCUAGCAAACACCACUGUGCUUCCAUCUACAUGUCAGCCACCAUCUACUGGAAUUACCCCCAAAAGGUCAAAAGAAUGCAAUAUUGUUUUGAUAGCACCAGAUGAAAACACAUUAUGUUCCAUACUAGGCACCCUAAAUAAUGCAACUGAGAUCAUACAAGUUGUUGCUGCAGACGUCUGCUGCUGUGAGCCAAAUGUGUGUCCUGUAAAUAUCUCUGAAUAUGAGACAAGAUGUAACAGUAGCAAACAUGUGAACUGUAAAGCACCAGGGCCAGGACCAGGACCAGGGCCAGGGCCAGGACCAGGGCCAGGGCCAGGGCCAGGACCAGGGCCAGGAACAGGGCCAUCGACAAGCACAGGGGCAACAAUAUCUAAAACUACGACCAUUUCAACCAGCUCAAGCACCCCAGAUCUGGGCUACAUAAAUGAUGCCUUGGCUUCCCCCAACCUUAACGCGUCCAUGGUUGACAGCAUUGUAUCACAAAUUGAGCAGAUGUUAACCGGAGAAGUGCAACCGAAUACAGCAACGCAGCUGGUCGGUAUCAUGGACAGUUUUUUAAAUCUUUCCAUGAAUCUGUUAGCACCAGUCUCAAAAAGGUUAAUUGGCAUAGUGGAUAAAAUCACCCUACAGCUUACCUUUCCAGGACAGUCAAUAAAUAUCACUUCGUCUGCUUUGGCCUUGGCUGUUGAAAAAAUUAAUUCCAGCAUAUUCAGUGGAGUAGCAUUCGGAGUUAAAGUAUCAUCAGAUCUGCAGGUGUCCUUAGGUACCAAUGCAUCGCAACAAAAUGAAAACUCUGUCGUCCUUCCUGCAUCACUAUUGAAUGGCUUGUCAUCUACAGACCAAAAUAUCGCCUCCAGGGUUCAGUUUAACUUCUUUGACAAGACCUCUCUGUUUGUGGAUUCCUCUUUGCAAGGAAAAAAACAGUAUUUGGUCAGCACAGUCAUAUCUGCAAGUGUGUCCAACCUUACAUUAAACUAUUUGCAAGAUAACGUCACAGUCCUUCUGCAAACAACCUCCAUCAAGCAGACCAAUGUCUCCAUGCUGUGUGUAUUUUGGAACUUCAAAUUAAACAGUGGCAGAGGCGGAUGGGAUUCAAAUGGCUGCAGUGUAGUAAAGACAACAGUAAACCAGACAAUUUGUACCUGCAAUCAUCUAACAAGCUUUGCAAUACUUAUGGAUGUGUCCAAGGUGAAUCUGAGCCCAGAAGACACCCUUAUCCUUACAUUUAUCACUUACAUUGGCUGUGGCCUCUCUGCAAUUUUCCUUUCUGUGACGCUUGUGACAUACAUUGCAUUUGAGAAAAUACGGAGAGAUUAUCCUUCAAAAAUUCUGAUGCAGCUUUGCGCUGCCCUCAUCUUAUUAAAUCUGACAUUCCUUAUUAAUCCAUGGAUUGCCCUUUAUAACAAUAUACCUGGACUAUGUAUCUCUGCCGCCGCAUUCCUCCAUUAUUUUCUUCUGGUCUCAAUCACUUGGAUGGGGCUUGAAGCUUUCCACAUGUACUUCUCACUAGUGAAAGUCUUUAACACCUAUGUACGGAAAUACAUCUUAAAGUUUUGUAUCGUUGGAUGGGGUGUUCCUGCAGUAGUGGUGGCCAUUAUAUUGGCUGUGAACAAAGAUUUGUAUGGCUUUCAGUCGAAGGGGAAAUACCCAAAUGGAGAUUCAGAUGAUAUCUGUUGGAUUGCUGAUAUUAUAUUUUAUAUAACAGUUGUUGGGUACUAUGGUAUAGUAUUCCUGAUGACCAUCAGUAUGUUUAUAGUAGUCAUACUACAGCUGUGCCGAAUCAAGAAACAGAAACAACUUGGCUUCCAAAAGAAAAUCACAUUGCAGGACAUGAGGAGUGUGGCCGGAAUAACAUUCCUGUUGGGUAUUACAUGGGGACUGGCUUUCUUCUCGUGGGGACCAGGGGGUGUUGUCAUUGUAUAUCUUUUCACGAUCUUCAACACACUGCAAGGUUUCUUUAUAUUCAUCUUUUACUGCGUUGCCAAGGAAAAUGUUCGUAAGCAAUGGAAACGAUAUCUUUGCUGUGGAAAAUUCAGGCUGGCAGAAAAUUCUGACUGGAGCAAAGCAACCACUAACAAACUAAAGAAACAAGUGUCAAAGCAAGGAGCGUCUAGUAGCUCCAGCAGCUCCAUUCAGUCCAGCGGAAACUCCAAUUCUACUACACUACUAGUUUCCAAUGAAUAUUCACCCAAUCCAACUGUAAAUGGCAAUGCUUUAAAAGAAAGAAAUGGGCUUUCGUUCACACUCCAUAACAAGGAACUUCCACUCUAUGAAAUUCCAGUGAAAGCUCCCGUUAAAGCUUCCAUUUCAAAUGAAAGGCCACAAACAUCAGUUAGAAGGACUUCAAAAAUGGGCAAUGUGCAUUUCAUGGAUCAAAAGUAAUUUGUGAUGUUUCAGUCCCUGGAUUCCUAGGUGUAAAUUCAGGAUUUAUGGAAAACAAAAAAAGAGGAUGUUUGCUUCAUGCUAAAACAUUGAUUCGAAUCAAAGGGGAAAUAAACACCGUAUUCAACAUGAGCAAAAUAAGAAGGGUUUGAGAUGAAAACACACUUCUUAUUUAUUGCUUUUUCCCAGUGCAUUAUACACAAGGACUCAACUGGCAAGAGUAAUUUGAUCAACUGCUCUCUUCCCCUCCCACAGAAGCUUUGAAGAACCAAUUAAGUUGGAAAAGUCAAGUACUUUUAUUGUAAUGUUGCUGCACUGUUUAUUGAAAUGAAUACAAAUUCUAGAUACAUUUUAUUAAAAGAAUAGGAAGAAAGUAUCCUAUUUGGCAAAAAUACAAAUCUUUGGUAUCUUAGGUAUCUGAACACCUCUUCCAGUUUUAGGGAACAUCAUGUGAGAAUGAACGGUUACUGCCAAAUCUUUAACUUGGAUUGUGGUUUGGCAAAUGACAAAAGGAAAAAACCUACCUGAAUGCAAAAAAGUAAAUACCAUUUGGUAGAGGAGGAAUAUUGUUCUGGGGCUGUUCUUCAUGGUUCCAGCUAGGUACCAUGGUUGCAGAAAACAAACAUUAACGUGAUAGCAUACAAUUACAUUUUUGGCAAUUCAAUAUUUUGUUUGUUGUGGCAACAGUUUGGGGAAGGCUCUUUCCUGUUUCAGCAUGAUAAUAAACAUAUUCACAAAGUGAGGUCCUCACAGAACUGCUUUGCUGGUGGCUGUGAAUGAAUUUUACUGGGCUGCUCAGAGCUUUUAUCUUAACUCUACUGAACCCUUAUUAAAUGAAUUGGAACUCUGACUGUGGGUCCUGAUUAUGCCUACAGUACCCACACUCAUUAAGGCUCUUGGGGCUGCAUGGAAGCAAGUCCUACCAACAAUGUGCCAACAUCAGUUAGAAAGACUCCCCAGAAGAGGAGAGGCUGUUAUAGCUGCAAGGGGAGGGCCAACUUCAUACUCUUUGUUUCAGAAUGAAAUGUUCGACAAGCAGGUGUUUGGACAGUUUUGCCCUAUAGGGUAUGUCCAACAGAGGGGACCCUUUCUAAUGAAGUUAUGUUGAACACAGGUGUAUAUUGCCUCUUGCACUGAAUUUGACUGAAGUGUAUUAACCCUAAUUUGUAGCCACCAGUAUCUCAUCUUACAUUGGAUAUUUUAGAAAAUAAAUUUUGUAAGAGUUGCUCUUGACUAAAAAAUGCAAUAUGUAGAGUGAAGACAACAGAGCAGAGCCAUAUAUAGUGGCGGCAGGGAGGAUUGCCUUGGGCCCAGCAUAUAGUAGUAGGAAAAUCAUAUAAAGCCCUGAAGUAGACCACAAAGUUUCUGUUCCUUUUGACAGUUUAGCACUGAUAGAAAUCAGACUCUGCCUCUGGAAAGGGACUGUGGCAUACAAGCUACAGUAUGCCAAGAUGGCAAUGUUUCAACUAAAACUAUACGUUUUACAGUAUGCAAAAACUGUUGUGCCAGACGGCCCAGCAUGUUGGUACUUCAGAGCAGGACCAAGAUAUCCAGGAGAUGCCACUAUGUCUACUGUCUUGGUUAUUUUUAGUUUUAGUUUUUGGUUCCUAUUGUACAUCUAUCAAAACUCAUAAUCUGUACUGUACUUAUAUUUUUUAUAUAUAUUUAAUUUAUAUAAUGGCAGUUUUUUUGUUGUAAAAUAAGUAUCAAUAUGUAUUAAAUAAUUCUCGUAUUUAACAUAGACCGUGUUUUAAUUUUGGCAAGUGCCAAUAAGAGUAACAUAAACCUCUCCACUAUAGAAAAAGGAAAAGAUCAGCCUAACAAAAGGCUUUAUUUCAUUAACAGCACUGAUAUCUGUGGUACAGUUACAAGUAGUGUUUGUAGAAUAAUUUUCAAUGAAUACGGUACACAGGCAAUUUUGAUCACCAAAAUCCGACCAAAUGCAAUGAUACCUCUCUUCCAUUAGAUUGAAAAUAAAUUGCUAAUGAUAUCUAGUGAAACACAGUACCCACAUAAAGAAAUAAUCACAUUAGGGCAAUCAUGCCCAGAUUUGUUGGAAGGCCACAAAGGUCCGGAGCUAUGGUGACAAGUUUUUCAGGGCGGCAUGCCAUCCAGCUGCAUCUGUAAUUUACCAUUCCUGUAGACACCCAGAGUAUUGCAUUCCGCAGUGGUGCGGGUGUCUGUAGGAACUAGUGUGCUUGACGGUAAUGUGUAUGUGUGCAAACACACAUUGCUUGGGGAGGGGGGGGGCAGGUGCGGGGUGGGCUUAAGACAGCCGGCCUUGGGGUUCAUUUUAUUGAAAUCUGGCGCUGAGAAUACAGUGUGCCAUAGAGCAGCCAUUUCUGUUUCAACUGAAUGUGAAGCCAUUGCCAACAGAGAAGGGCAUUUAUAUGCAGCCCGGACUGGCAAUCUGUGGAUUCUGGCAAAUACCAGAGGGGCUGCUGUAAGUUGUCAUAGACAUUCACUAUUUAUUGGGCCAGUGAUGGGCUAUUUGUGCCUCUAUGUACUUGAAAUACCAGUUCCAACUUGAAUCCCAGUCCAGACCUGUUUAUAUGGAUCAAAAAUGGCCGUAUGUCACAUGUUGUAAUGUGCUCUGGCACAACGAGCUUCACUACAUAAUAAGCCAGGAAAAGCAACAAAUACUAAUGUACAAUGUAAUUUGUACCUGCUUUUCAUGUUGUUUCUAUACAAAGAUGAACUGUACUUUACUCAUGCCUUCUACAGAAGAUAACUGUUUGUUACUUUGAGAUCCAUGACUUCUGAUCUAUGUAAUGAAAGGUGCAAAGUCUGCUCCAGGUCUAGUCACCUAUCAGAAGGUAACAUUUGGUUGCUGGAGGUUACUGUACCUGGGCAAAUGUUGUGCCGAGUGGACAACUACAUGUAAAAUGUUGACCUGCGCUGUUCUGUUGUACUAUUGCAUUUUACUUUUAUUAAAACUUUAGGCCAUUAAUGAAA
This is a messenger RNA of Xenopus tropicalis (tropical clawed frog), 7325 nucleotides long. RefSeq names its product adhesion G protein-coupled receptor G2 (gene adgrg2). Gene Ontology annotation, cellular component: apical plasma membrane; membrane. The coding region runs from base 435 to 4370 and encodes 1311 amino acids. NCBI's taxonomy places the organism in Eukaryota, Metazoa, Chordata, Amphibia, Anura, Pipidae. The transcript has 37 exons. Gene Ontology annotation, biological process: cell surface receptor signaling pathway; G protein-coupled receptor signaling pathway. Gene Ontology annotation, molecular function: transmembrane signaling receptor activity; G protein-coupled receptor activity. The record is from RefSeq and is a predicted model, not a curated record.